This is a messenger RNA of Aspergillus pseudotamarii, 2529 nucleotides long. RefSeq names its product putative dynamin GTPase. Bases 155 to 2440 code for a protein of 761 amino acids. Gene Ontology annotation, molecular function: GTPase activity; microtubule binding; GTP binding. Gene Ontology annotation, cellular component: microtubule; membrane; cytoplasm. The transcript has 2 exons. NCBI's taxonomy places the organism in Eukaryota, Fungi, Ascomycota, Eurotiomycetes, Eurotiales, Aspergillaceae. The record is from RefSeq and is a predicted model, not a curated record.
GCCGCUAAUGCAUGGUAACUGCGCCGCACCAGGGAUGUCCAGCCCCCUCACUGGAUCUUGUACUUAUAAGACGGUGCUUCUCCUCUUCCUCUCUUGCUGCCUCUUGGGGUGUUUCUGAAGCGAUCGCAGUUACAGACGUUUUACCAUCACCACCAUGUCUCCGUCGCUUGAAGACCAAGCAAUGCAUCAACUGCAGUCGCAGCAAUCCAAACUGCUGGACAAAAUCGACGAGCUCCGCACCAUCGGAGUCGGCGGUCUCGUCGAACUCCCGCAAUUGAUUGUUUGUGGUAACCAGUCCAGUGGGAAGAGUUCGGUGCUCGAGGCGAUCUCGCGCGUCCGCUUCCCAGCCAAGAGUAGCGUCUGCACGCGGUUUGCGACCGAGGUGAUUCUUCGUCGCAGCCCACAGCCAAAGAUCCAGGUCUCGAUCGAACCGGGCGAGUCGAGAACCAACGAAGCAGACCGCCAAAAACUGCGGAACUUCGCACCCCAGGCAUUCUCCAGCUACGAGGACCUCCCGGAACUCAUUAAAGCAGCGAAGGAAUGUAUGGGCAUCAACGAGGAAGACGCGGUCAACUCUGGGUUUAGCGAUGACGUGUUGAAGGUCGCGAUCUCGGGUCCUGAUAAACCGGAAUUGACUCUGGUUGACCUGCCGGGGCUGUAUCUUGCCACGAGUCGUGAUCAGGGGCCAAAGGGGAUCCAGAUAGUCGAAGCCUUGACGGAGAAAUACAUGAAAAACACGCGCACCAUCAUCCUGGCAGUGAUCAGUGCGAAAACGGACUAUCAUUUGCAGAAAGUACUGGACAUGGCAGAGCGAUUUGACAGCAAACGCGAGCGGACGCUGGGUAUUAUCACGCAGCCGGACAUUCUGGAAGCUGACUCCGAAGAGGAAAGUAAUUACCUGCGCUUUCUGCGAAAUGAGAAAAUAGCCCUGCGACUCGGAUGGCAUGCGUUGCGGAACCGGUCCUUCAAAACAUGGAACAUCUCCGACGAUUCGCGAGAUGAGAGGGAACGGGCUUUCUUCGAGCAGGGCCGGUGGGCAUCACUUUCGCGCGAUUGCGUGGGAGUCGAGAGUCUUCGACGCCGGCUCAGCAGUGUUUUAUUGCAACACGUUCGUCGCAAUCUUCCCAGUCUGGUUGCUGAUAUCCAAGAGAAGAUUGCCGACCGGCAGAAGCGAAUGGCGAAGCUGGGACCUGCACGGUCGACGCUGCAGCAGCAACGUGGCUUUCUCUUAGGGAUCAGCAGCAGCUUUGAACGCAUUACCUGUCAGGCCCUGAAUGGAAUGUAUGCAGAUGAAUUCUUUGGUGAAUUCGGCGAUGAUGCGCAGGAUUCUCAGGACUUCCGCCGGCUCCGAGCCGUUAUCCGUGAGUUGAAUGAAUGCUUUGCCGACGCCAUGAACGUUCGUGGCUCUCGUCGGGUUGUGAGGGGAUUAUUGGACCCGAGAUAUGACUUAGAACAGGAGAAGCAAAAAAUGUACAUGGCAGACUGGUCGCCAGAAUACAUCACCCGGGAAGCGCUGGAGAAGGAAAUAGGCGACCAGGCCCGGAAGAACCGUGGCAUCGAGCUUCCAGGCAGUGCAAACCAGUUACUGGUAGGCAGCCUAUUCCGGGACCAAUCUAAACCGUGGGAGGACAUCGCUCGCGUACACUUACUGAAUACCUGGGAGUCCGUGAAGUACUUUGUUUGCCUCCUCAUCCGGCACCUCACGGAUGAAACGACAUACACACUCCUGGUGGGCACGGUUCUUGCACCCCAGCUGGAGCGAAUGAAGGAUGGUUUGCUAAGCAAGUUGGGAGAGCUCACGGCCUAUAUCAAGCGCGGACAUCCGUUGCCCGUUGGAAAAAGCUUUCUAUCUAAAAUUCAAUCCGCCCGAACGGCCCGUCAGAUUGAGACGUUGAGGAAGGGUCUGAGCCUUUCUCAUCCAUUAUUGGCACCCAAAAAUGGUUCGGAGUCAUUCAAUGUCAAUGAUCUAGAGAGGGCUGCGUCCGAGCUUCAAUCGUCCAGCGAUCAAUUCGCCGCAGCCGAGAUCAUCGACCAGAUGCAGGCAUACUAUGAUACGAGUAUUGUCACCUUCGUAGACAACGUUGCAACCCUUGCCAUCGAGAAUUGCCUUCUCAGUCCAGUGGAGCACAUCUUCACCAGCCAAACUGUCAAUAACAUGGACGACCAGCAGAUUCGCGAGCUUGCCGCAGAGUCAUCCCAUGUUCAGCAGGACCGACAACGACUGGAUCAAGAGCUAAAGAGAUUACAGGCAGGGCUGGACACUUUCAACAUCUUCAGCACCGAAAGCUCCGCAUUACAGCGACCGCCUAUAUUUGGGAAAUCAGCCUCAAAACAGCCGUCUGUGUUCGAAAACCUCAAUUCAAUUGCGCUACGCAAGAAGAGCGAACCGCAGUCCAAACGUAGAUAUCCCAGACCCAUGCCAUACGAUAGUCUGCGCUAACCUAUCGAGCAGCACACUUGGUUCCUGCAACGGCCAGUCCUUCUCCACCCGUGGUGUCAGGCGACAACAACAAUAGAAACAGUACGGCU